Molecule: messenger RNA, 1470 nt
Organism: Diaporthe batatas
Lineage: Eukaryota; Fungi; Ascomycota; Sordariomycetes; Diaporthales; Diaporthaceae
Exons: 2
Coding region: 1-1470 (489 amino acids)
Biological process (GO): protein phosphorylation
Molecular function (GO): ATP binding; protein kinase activity
Source: RefSeq, a predicted model, not a curated record
AUGGAAGGCGACUCUGCCUCGGAUCUGCAAGUCAAUAGAUUCCACCCACUUGCAGUUGACAAUGGCGAGGAUCUUGAACGGUACGAGCCCAGGGGAUUUCAUCCUGUCCAUCUCGACGAUUACUAUGAUAACCACCGCUACCGAGUGGUCCACAAGCUUGGAGCUGGCGGCUUCUCGACAGUGUGGCUCGCUCAAGAUGUGCCGGACCAGCGAUGGGUGGGGCUGAAGUUCAUUGUUGCGGAUGAGUCUGGGAACUACCACAACCGCUCGUCUGCUAUCAUUGCAGAUCCCAUACUUGCCAGCUCUGAGUUUCUCGUGAGUCCAGAGCGAGAAUUCUGGGUUGAUGGCCCCAACGGACGUCACCUGUGUUUUGUGCUGCCCUUCGUCGGACCAAACCUUGGGACUCUGUCUACUGGGAUUUAUUCCAGAAUAUCACCUCGUUUUGCUGCAAAUCUUUCCAUGCAAGCAGCACAAGCUAUGGCACUUCUUCACAGUCGGGAGCGCUGCCACGGAGACUUCACUGCCAACAACCUUUCUCUGGCGCUAUCUGAGGAGUUUGUAUUGCACGGGAUUGAAGAUAUUUAUCGGACGUUUGGGAAUCCAAAGUCUUGGCCCCUUUGUCUCGCUGAUCCGGAUGACCCAGGCCCGGGUCUACACGCGCCACGAUAUUUUGUCGAAGCAUUGGACAUCUUUGCUUGCAGCAAGAACAUACUCGCCAAGCAGAUUCGCGUUCUCGAUUUUGAUCAAAGUUUUCAAUGCGACAGCCCGCCCGAACGGACAGGCACGCCGGCGAAAUACAUGGCCCCGGAAGUCACCGCUGGCCGGCCACCCAGCAAAGCUUCGGAUGUUUGGUCACUGGGAUGCACCAUUUUCCGGCUGCGGGCGGGCAAGGAUAUUUUCUUCGACUACAACACCACCACCCCCGCGGCAACCUUGCAGCAGAUCCAAAAGUUCCUAGGCGAUCUUCCAGAGAGCCUGGCGCGGGCGCUUUUCGAUGAUGAUGGCUACCCAACCGAGGACGAGACCGGCGAGCCGCUUACUUAUUUCUUGGACAAGACUGAUCUGAGAGCUGAGAUCAAGAAGAUCUGGGACGAGCCCCCAUCGCUGUCGAUGCGAAGCGAUGGUGAGAUUGACACCAAGGUGUACACGGAUCCCUAUAACCCUGAACACUCUAUAUUUUCGGAAGAGGCCGAGAGAGUUACCCCGUACCCAUCUGCGUAUCGAUCCAUGUUUUGGAAACCUACAGCAGUUUCCGUGGAUGGGGAUCACUAUAUAUUUUAUGAAGACGCGGACAGCCCAUUUUGGGGUGCGUUUCCUCUCAUCACAGACAACGAGGCGGACUUGCUUGGGGAUCUUUUGUCACAGAUCUUCGUCUAUGACCCUUCCGCGCGACCAAAUAUUGAAGAAAUCGUGGAGCAUCCCUGGUUCAAGCAGUAUGGCGUGUGGUCGGAGGAAGAAAUUGAAUUUUGA